UAAUUCAGUCAAGUAAAAGUCCAGCACUAAAAAAAAAAUUUUUGGUUUACCCCAAUAAAUUCUUUGUUUUUAAUAAUUUCCAAUGACCGCAGCUCGAUACAUUCGAAGUUGGUUAAGUCUUUUGAUAGUUGGAGUGCCUACACGAGGAUAGCAAUAUGUUAGCGGGUUUACGCAAGAGUCUGACUGGGGUUCUCUGGAAGAGGCAGCCGCGCCGCUUGUUGAGCGCGAUGAACACAAUGCUCCGCAGGGGUCAAAGCGAUGGUAAGGACGGUGGCGGUCAGCUGCCCAAGCGGAAACAACAGGUAAAAUCGUUGAAGAACGAGCAUUUCGAUGUGCUGGUCAUCGGCGGUGGCGCCAUCGGCUGUGGCUGUGCUUUAGAAGCCGCCACACGUGGCUUUAAGACGGCAUUGAUAGAGGCUGAAGAUUUUGCCAGCGGUGCCAGCAGCAAGUCUAGUAAACUAGUCGAAGGCAGCAACUCCUAUCUGCAUGCGGCCAUACAGGGCGCUGAUCUGCAGCAGAUCUUCAUGCUGCAGCAGGUGCUCAACGAGCGUGCAACCAUGCUGACUAUAGCGCCCCAUUUGAAUCGCGUGCAACCCAUGCUGAUCCCCAUCUAUAGCCCGCUGCGACUGCCCCUUUACUGGCUGGGCUUGAAGAUGUACGAUGCCAUGGCGGGCAUGUCUAAUGUGCGCGGCUCACAUUUUCUAUCCAAGGACGCAACGCUUAAUGAGUUCCCGCUGCUGCGCAGAAAUGGGCUGCUGGGCUCCCUGGUCUACUACGAUGUGCAGCUGGAUGAUGCGCGCAUGUGCCUGGCCUUGGCCAUGACGGCGGCUAAACAUGGCGCCACCGUGGCCAACUAUGUGCGAUUGACGAAGAUAAUGCCGCCGACCGGUGAAGAUGGCUGCCGCACGGUGCGAGUCCACGAUACGGUCAACGAGUCGUGCUUCAGCAUCAACAGCAGGGUCGUCAUCAAUGCGACGGGCGCGGACACAGAUGUAGUUAGACAGUUGGAUGACUGCAGGGUCCGCCACAUUGCAGUGCCCAAAAUGGGCACGCACAUUGCGCUGCCCAGCUAUUAUGGCUCCCAGAACUGUGGGCUGCUCCUUCCCAGCGAUAAAACCGCGGAGCAGGCACUGAUCAUGAUGCCCUUUGAGAGCGGCAUGCUAGUGGGCAGCCUCGUUGUGGACCGCCCAGAAUCGAACGAGCAGACACCAACUCCGACAUCCGCGGAGGUGGAAUGUCUGCUAGCGCAAACGCGUCGGGUGCUCGAGGAAUGUGUACAGCUGCGGUCGGGUCAUGUGAUGAGCGCCUGGACGGGCAUUAAGCCUUCGAUUUUGUGUCCAUCCGUGGAGAAGAAUGAAGGCAAGGAGCCAAUUACGGUGCCCAACUAUUUGCUGGAAGUCAGCGACAACCAGAUGAUCACCUUGGCCGGCGGACGCUGGAGCACAUAUCGUGUGAUGGCCGUCGAUGCCAUCAACACAGCCAUCGAAACCUGUCAGUUAGAGCCGCACUCGGACUCGAGCAUCACAAAGAAUCUGCUGCUGGAUGGCGGCAAUGACUUUUGUUGCAUGCUGCCCCUCGAUCUGGUGCAGGCAUUCGACUUGCCCAUGGAUGUGGCCCAGCAUCUGGCCGAUUCCUAUGGUACCAAUGCCAGCCACCUGCUGGCGAACAGUUCGCGCAGUGGCCGACUCCGGCUGCACCCGAAGUUUCCCUAUAUCCAAGCCGAGGUAACAUAUGCCUGCCAGCGGGAGUACGCCUGCCAUCUGGUGGAUGUGAUUGCCCGACGCCUACGUGUGGCCUUUGUCAAUGUGGCGGCUGCGGCCGAGAUGCUGCCCACCGUACUGGAACUCAUGUCUGAGCAGCUCUUCUGGAAGAAGCAGAAGCAGGAGCAAGAGUUGAGAACGGCUCAACAUUUUCUAGCUGAGCAAAUGGGCCUUGGCAGCAUUGUCAAGCAGAAUAAAGAGUCCCAAUUCCGGGAGAGUCAUGCGCCCAAGCAUGAAAGUACCCAAGUUAACCAAGAAGAGUACAUUCGACAUUCUGUGAGUAUGAAUUCGGGUUCGACAGUCCUUAGCUCGGCACCAGGAAUAGCUGACAGCAACAAGAAGUCGUGCCUUAGCGCCCAAAUCGAGACAAAUGCCACAUCUGUGGGCUGUAGAGGAAUAGCAGCCCCGCUGAGUGAUGAAAAUUCCCCAAUGCGGGUACACGCAUGCAUUCCCCCGCCCCUCAAAAGCGAGACCAUCCCCACAAAUGAUACAGCUUAUCAAGCAACCAAGAUAUCCCCAUUGAUCAAUCCUUCAGUAACAGGCGGCGGCAGCUUAGUUCCUGUCACUGGUUCAACUACAGCCAUGAGCACUUCCAGCGCAAUUCAAAAACCAAACGCAGAAUGUGCACCUGCAGAAAGCACGACCACCACGUCAACAAUCAGGAAGAAGCGUAAGGUCUGCAGCUUCAGUCCCUAUGUUAUAGCUGGAUCGGAACCCAGAGGCCCUGCGCCUGGCCCAAUGAUGACUUUAGCCAGCUCAGACAGAGUAAGCGGCUUAGCUGUGUCCUCCUCCAACCAGAAAGACACGACCAACAGCAUCGAACCAAAAUCAAACUACGACUCAAAGUACAAGGCUCAAUGCCCCGAUUUUGAGCCCCCACAGAAGCAGUCUGGAAACUCAAAGCUUUCUGCCCUAAAUGUAACAAGCGACAGCGACAAUAUCGCAUCAACAGUCAAGCAAGAAGGUACAACCCACUUUAAAGAGGACAAGGAAAGGCCAUCUGCCGAUUCUGCGGCAUUCCAUAAAAACAGUCUUGUCAAAUCGGAGCUAACAAAUAGCAAUAUAGCUGACUGUAGCUACCCUACCCCAACGACUGGGAGCGGUACGGCCCUAGAAGACAAACCGACUUCUAGCAUCUCGAGACUUGGUAUUGAAACGGAUUGCACUGCCUCAAUGACUGGCAGUGGCGCGAGCCCAAAAGGUAGCCGUCGAGCUACCGAUACGACGACAACAAAUCCUAGAAACAGUGCUGGCAAUUUUGAGCUUGCGAAGCCUGCAGCUUGCAUCUCGAUUCCAAGCGUUAUGGCGGCAAGUGAGAUCAGCACUCCAAACAUUGUCAGCGGAACGGGACCAGAAGAUACCAGUCGUACUACAGAUACGGUAGCAAUCAUUGAAUCCACAGUUGCCCGCCUUGAGCUACUUGAGCAAACUUUAAUCAAAGUGAGUGCCGGCGAAGAGUCAUCUAGUUGCGAAGACACCCCAGAAACCGUCCGCGAUACGGCCAUUGAGGUUAGCAGUAGCACAGACUGUCGUUCAGCUGAUCAACAUAAAGAAGAUGAAGACAAAGCUGUAAUUGGCAGAUCAAGCAACGAAAAUGAUGUCAAGAAGAAUCCCACUGGAUCAGAAACGGCAACCUAAACUUGUGACUGCCUCGUACGUAGACUUUGAUAAAUUAAUGUUAUUUCUUCUUUGGCACGAAAGCAACAAAUUUGCCUGUAAGACUGCGUUUUUUUAAAUAUGAUAUGAGUGCACUCAUACACAGGCACACUAACAUCAUUUGGUGUUCGGUGAGUGAGUGUGCAUGUGUGUAGAGUGCGUGAAUAUGGAAAGAUGAUCGUGUCGAAGCGCUGCAUAUAAACAAUAAUUAAAGGCAACAAUAUAUAUACAAAAA
Molecule: messenger RNA, 3651 nt
Organism: Drosophila montana
Lineage: Eukaryota; Metazoa; Arthropoda; Insecta; Diptera; Drosophilidae
Gene: Gpo3
Product: Glycerophosphate oxidase 3
Exons: 1
Coding region: 156-3398 (1080 amino acids)
Biological process (GO): glycerol-3-phosphate metabolic process
Cellular component (GO): mitochondrion; glycerol-3-phosphate dehydrogenase (FAD) complex
Molecular function (GO): glycerol-3-phosphate dehydrogenase (quinone) activity
Source: RefSeq, a predicted model, not a curated record